Paramecium pentaurelia is the source of this 7009-nucleotide messenger RNA. The record is from the annotation of a GenBank genome assembly. NCBI's taxonomy places the organism in Eukaryota, Ciliophora, Oligohymenophorea, Peniculida, Parameciidae.
AUGUAAGUUGAUUAUGAGGAGCUUCUUAAACGAUUUCGAUAUUCCUAUGUUAAGCCAAAUGCUUAAUUAAGACAAUAUUUAUAAUCUCUACCUUCUGACUAGUAUCCUGAUUUGUUCCAAAAGAUUGAAAACUUAAACUAUGAUGCUUAAAAAAUCAAAAGAUUAUUGAGAAUGCUCAAAAAACCAUAACAAAUACCUCAAUAUUUUGAUCUUAAAUUAAGGAAUAAGUUAAAAAUUAAUGAAAAUGUACCUCAUGAAAUUGUUGACUUUAAUAAGAAACACACAUUAAUUUUAACAUCUCAACAAUAGGGAUAAUAAUUAUUUGAUAAAUUAAAGGAAGAAUUUUUUGUAGAUUCCAAAAUCAGAAAGAGUGGUAUGUCUAUUUUAAUUUUAUUAAAGAUUCUCUAACAUUCAAGCAUCAAUUCUAUAAGGCAUUAUAGGAUAAUUUGACAAAUUAAUGUAUUGAAUAAUGUCUUCGUUUACUAAAGAGAUCUGAAUAAAAUAUGGAUACAUUAUAAAUAGUACUAAGUGAAUUAGUUAACACAGAAUAUGAUAUUACACCACAAUUAGGAUCAAUUCAUAAUGCAUUGACAGAAUUUAUUAAAAAUGAUUUAUCAAUCACAUGUUUAAAAUUAGCACAUUCUUGUGUAAAAGGUGAUUUAACUAUAGCAGUUUAAUUUGUAGGUAAAAUGAUUUAAGGUACUCAUGAUGAAAAUAGAAAAUUUGCAUUUCUUGGUACUCUUCCUCAUAAAUGUGAAAAAUAAGUUGAAAUUAUAUAUAAUUUGGCAACAAUUCUAAAUGAUGACUAAAAAGUAUUUGAUAUGGUCAAAAGAAUGAGAGAUCUAUAAAUACCCUUAGGUAAUUGGGCACAUUUAAAGAAAUUAUUAAGUAUCAAUAAAUAUACAAAUACAUUUGUAUCAUUAUUGGUUGUGGAUUGGUUAUUAGAAAAGAAAUAGGAAUCAAAUAGUAAAGAUUUAGAAUCUAUUAUGGAAUAAAUAGUUAAUGGAUUAGCUACAAAUGUAAAUUAAUAUAUUUAAUAUUUUUUAGUUUAAGAAUUUUGCUAAAGUAGUUACUUAACCAGUUAUGUUCUUAGCUUAAUUAAAAUGUGUUGUUUUAUAUGCACUAUUUUGUGAAGAUGAUGCACCAGCUAAAUUAAUGAUUACUAUUAAUGAAAAUUUGAAUAAAAAUACUGAAAUCUUCAAUCCAAAAAGUCAUUUAUGUUAAUUAAAGUAUUUAAUAUCACCAUCAUGUUAAAAUGAAAGUUAAUUAUUUUUGGAUUGUUUAUUUGUAUAUUAGGCAAUUACAUAUGAUGAAAAUGAUUAAUUCAAUUAUUUAUUACCAUUAAUAAUAUUAAUAGCAUUUAGUGGUAAAGUUAAGAAUAGUGUAAAUAUUAAAUAAUCAUUAGAAUUAUUAACAUUAUUUAAAGCAAUCGAUAUUAAUAUACUUUAUAAUAAAAUAUUUAAGACAUUACAUGAAUUUUUAUAUUAAAUUAAUCCAUAUUAAGGAGAAGGAAUCAAUUUUAGAAAAGAUAGAUUAAUACAUUUUGUUAGAUUGAUGAUGGUUUAAAUUGGAAAUACAUAAAUUGAAUCACCUCAAUAUAUUUACACUACCUUUUCUCAUACAUUUAUUUCUCAAUUACAUUAUAAAUUACCAAAAUAUGAUAUCGAUGUUAAUCCUAUUACUUGGUUUACUAAUCACGGAUUAAUGAGCAAUAAUAUAUAUACAGUUUAAUCUACAAUUAAUUAUUGUAGACUUCUAGUUGAAUAAGGAUAUAUAAAUGAAAUUGUUAAACCAAUUGAAGAAUGGUUGAAUCCAUAAAACAUUAAUAAAUUAAAUAGUUUAGAUCAUUUAGAUGAAUAAUUGGAAUAAUUGUAAAUUGAAUAAUAUGAUCAUACUAUUUUAUAAUAAUCAGGAUUAAAAUGGUUGACUGAUAAUAAGCCAGUAGAUGAAGCUGAAAUGUAAUUAUAAUAAGAACUAAAAAAAUUUGAAAAUAAUAAUGCAGUGCUUAUGGAUGAAGGAGAAGCUAAGUAACAAAUGUUAUUGAAAUAAAAAAAUAAGAUGUGUUAAUAAUAUUCAUUAUGUUUACAAUUAUUUGAAGGUCUUCUUCACACUAAAGCCAAAGAAUAAUUUAUUACAAAAUAUUUUGAUAAAAUAUCUGCUUUUGCUAAAGAAAUUUAAACUAGAUAUGAUUGUUGUAUGUUUUUACUCAAGUAUUUUGAAACUAAUCCCUUAUUACAAUAAUUUAAAUGGCCUCUUACAUACUUCUUUUUAGAACGUAGUAUGAAUACUAUCCCUAGUGAUAAGAUUAUAGAAAAAAUUAAUUAAUUUUAAGAUUGUCUUUUGAAAGACAUCAAAAAUCCACCUAUUCAUUUAAUUCAUUUAAUGAAUUUAUACAUUAUUAACUAAAAUUCCUUUACUCCUAUUACUAAGUUCAAGACUUUUGCAAUCAUUCUUAAAUAUAAAGAUUAAUUAGCUAUUAAAGAAUAUUUUACACCAUUUGUUCUUAACAUUAAUAUUUGUGGACAUGCCAAAAAUGCAGGAUAAGUAUUGCAAUUAAUUUUCAAUAAAGAUAGUGAAGAACAUUAUCAUUUAUUCUUUAAUAAUAUUUUGAAUCUUGUACCUGAAGCUUAAAAUUUAAUUUUAAAAACAAUACCAAGUUUACCUGAUAAUUUUGACAUUCAUAUUAAAGUCAGAGUAUUAGCAGAAUUUGAUGAAACAAAAGAAGCUGCCUAACCUUUUGUAGAUAAGGAAUUUAAAGUCUUAAAUUAACUCUAAAAAUGGGACAUUGUAAGUUUUGUCAAGAAAUUCCCAAGGGAACAUAGUGAAUUCAUGAUUAAUAUAUUAAAUGAUGUAAAUGGAUUCCCAGAGAUGAUAAUAUAAGCAGCAUCUAAAUUGGUUGUUGAUUAAUAAUUAUAAGAAGAAUAAUUAGAAUUCUUUCCAUAUUUUGUUAGUAAAUAAUUAAACACUUAUCCUAAAUAAUUAAUUGGUAAAACAAUAGAUUUAUUAAUUCAAUAUUCAUCUACUCCAGAAAGAUAAUAAUUAGCUGUAUUAUGUAGAGAAGCAGGAGUCUAAUUAAUUAAAUGUGUAGGUAAAGAAAAUUCUAAUGAUAUUUUGAAUUAAAUUGAAAAUCAUCUUUAAUCAAAAAAUACUUGUGCAUCUAUACGUGCCAUAACAUUUUUAGGUGUUUUGUCUUAAUUUUUAUAAGGACACAAUUAACGUAAAACUUAAGAAUAGAUUGUCUAAUUAUUUAGAAACAGUGACAAAGAUUCAUAAUUGGAAUUAGCUCGUUCUUUAUAAGAAUUAUUAAGUUUUUUCCCUGAUACUGAUAAUUUAGUUAUUGAAUUAUUGAAAUCUAACAAACAAGAAAAAGAUGAAAAAGUAAAGAGAGGAAAUGCAUAUAUGAUUGCAGGUUUAAUAAAAGGUUUGGGUGUAGAAAUGAUGGAAAAAUUGGGUAUUUUGGAAUUAUUAGAAGUCAAAGAGAAAAAAGAGAGUGUAGAGGAUAAAUUCUAUGUUCUAAUAUAAUUAUAAGCAAUGAUUGAGAUUUUUUAAAAGACAAUAGAACCAUAUGUAUUAAAAGUGAUGGGCAUUUUAAUGAAAUAUUUUGGAGAAGGUAGAGUGGAAGUACGUAAUUUAGCCAUGACAAAUGCAAGUAGACUAUUGUAAUCCCUCUCAAGUUAUGGUGUUAAGAUUAUGCUUUAACCAUUACUUGAAGGUCUAGAUUCAGAUACUUAAUGGAGAGCUAAAGUUGCAAAUAUUUGGGCAUUAGGACAUUUGGCACAUUGUUCACCAAAAUAAUUAUCAAGUUGUCUUCCUUAGAUUGUUAAUUCAAUUUCUAAAGCUAUUUCUGAUACUCAUCCUGAUGUAAAAGCAGAAGCUAAUAAAUCAUUGAAUGAAAUAGGAUCUACUAUUAAAAAUCCUGAAAUUUCAAGUAUUGCAGAUAUACUCAUUAUCUCAUUAUCAAAUCCUUAUGAUGAGAAUUUAAGAGGAUUAUAAGUUGUAUUGGAAACAAAGUUCAGACAUUAUAUUGAUGCUCCUGCUAUGUCAUUAUUGAUUCCAAUUAUAGAUUAUGGUCUUAGAGCAUAAGACAGUGAUUAAAGAAGAUAAGCUUCUAUUUUAAUAGGAGGUUUACCUCAUCUAAUAUAGAAAAGUGAUGAUUUAGUACCAUAUAUGAAUUUGAUAACUGGUGGAUUGGAAGUAGUAAUUGGAGAUCCUUUAUUGGAAGUGAGAACAGUUGCAGCAAAAGCAAUUGGUUAAUUAUCACAAAAGAUUGGAAUUGAAAAUACUAAGACUUUUUUUAAAUUUAUAUGGGAUGUAUUGGAGAAUAAAGAAGCAAGUACAAAUAAGAGAUCAGGUGCAGCACAUGCAUUUGCUGAGAUUUCUUGUAUUCAUGGAGAUAAUUAUUUAGAGGAAUAAUUAUAAUUUAUAUUCAGUUAGAUAUAGAGACCAGAAAUAUAUGUUAAGGAAGGAUAUAUAGGAAUAUUUAUUUAUAUUCCAAGUAUUUUAUAAUAGAAAUUUGAAAAUUAUGUUAAAGAUGUAAUUGAAAAUGUUUAUGAAUGUGUAAGUCAUGAAGAUGAUGUAGUAAGUAGUAUAACAUUAAGAGUAUUAAAGAUUUUAAUUAAGAAUUUUGGUAUUUUAUAGAAUGAAUUAUUGUAUCCAUCAUUGACAGAGACUAUGUUAAAUGAGGAUGCAAAGAAACGUAAUGCAGGAACUAUUUUAAGUGGAGAAAUGCUCAAAAUAACAUAAAAAUAUGUGUUUGCUUAAUUAAAUAAUCCAGAUAGUCAACAAUAUAUUAAUAUUGAUUUAUAUUAUUUGAAUUUGAUGACAUUAUAUACAAUGUAAUAGGAUGUUGCAGAUAUUGUCAGAUAAAAUGCAGUUGCAAUUUGGAAGGAAUUUAUAGAUAAUACUCCUAAGACUUUGAGGAAAGGAUUGAAAUAAUACGUUAUUUAAUUAUGUAAUAUUAUGAGUAGAGAUCGUGUUAUAUAGAAUGGUAUUAAUAGUAUUAGAAAUUUCUGUGAAAAAUAUGGAGAAACUUAAAUGAGUGAAGCAUUUAAUCAUAUAGGUUUUGUCCUAUAAAAUUACUAACACAAUUUAUCAUUAGUUAAGGGAGCUUAUUCAGCAUUAAAUCAAAUUUAUAUUCAUAUAUCUUUAGAUAUAGCUACAAGAUAUAGAGAUCAAUUUAUUGAAUAUUCAAGAUUGUAUAUCUUUUGUUAAGAUAAUUUGGUUAAAUCUUAAUUAUUUUAAUCAAUAGGUACAAUGAUUAAUAAAGUUAAGUAAACUACAUUUGUUGAAUUAAUAAUUGAACCAUAUUUAAAUGACUUAUCUAAUAUGAAUGAAAAUGAUCCUAGAUAUUCAGGAUAUUUAGAAGUAUUUUCCAGAUUAUGUUAAUUGAAUUAGACUUUAGUAUUGCAUUAUUUGAUAGUGUUGAUUUUGGUACCACCUUUACAUUAAUUCAAAAUUGAUAUUCUAACUAAUAAUGCAUCCACAUUCUCUAGUGUCAUAUAUAAAAAGUAUGAAAACAAAAUACCAAUCCAGAUAUUGUUUAAUGAUCUCUAUUUAUGUGCUGAUUUCAAUGAUCAUAAUGAAUGGAAUGAUAGAACUGAGUCUCUCAUCUAUUGUAUUUAAUAAUUGAGUAUUCACAUCAAAUCUGAUAUUGAAAAUUAUUUAGCAAUAUUUAUAGAAGAUAUUCUUAGAUAAUUAUAAACUAAAAGUAAACCAAUUUUUGAAUCUGAAGCAUAACCUAAUGACUAUAAACAUUGUCUUAUUCCCUUAGAAGUAUUAUAAUACUUCUUAUAAAAUACAUCUGAAGAUCAUCAACAAUUCUCUUAAGCAAUUAUUGAAAAAGUGGCUCCAUUUUUAUAUUUAUAAUCAACUAGCCUUUCUAAAGAAUAAAGUGAAAAAUUCUAUAGUUUAGCCAAUAAAAUCAUUUAUGCAAUCAAUAACACAUUAGAUAAGCAACAUCAUUUCGACAAUAUGCGUAACAUACACACUUGUUUUAUGAAUCGUAUCAAUAUACAUUAAAUACCUGGACUCAGUAUUUAAGAUGGAGCAGGAAUAUAACCAUAUGUUUCAAUGCUCAUUGAUAGUUUUGUAUUUGGCAAAGAGGAAACAUUCAAAUAUGCCUAUGAUUUCAUGAAAAUUCUUAUAAGAUCUGCUGAAUAAUAAUAACUUCAAAUUUAUAUUCUUAAAUUGGUUGGUGCACUUAUACGUAUUUUAAAUUAUAAAGGAAAUAAUGAAAUGAAAGUUUUAGCAUUAUAAUUAAUACAAUAAUCCCAAGAGAAAGGACUUUAACUUUAAUAAUUUAAACCAUAAUUGACUAUAACAUAUGAAAAAUUAAUAGUAGACAUUAACUUAGUAGAGAGAGGAUUAAAAUAAUUGUCAAAGAAUUAUAGUUUAUUCCUUAAAUUGCAUGAUAAAAAAGUAUAAUUAUUAUUUUAAUCAUAAUAGGAUUUAAUUAUGAAUCAACUCUUUAAUAAGGGUGUAUAAAGUGCUACUUAAGAGGCAAGAGAAUGCCAUUUAAAGAUAGUGAAGAAGGCAAUUAAAGAUUAAUAAGAGUAGGUAUAUUCUUCUGCUGUCUUAGAAAGGUUUUUUACUCUUUCUAAAUAAUAUUUUGAGAAGUGUAUUCAAAGUUAAAGAUUUGAUGUUGCUUCUCCUUGUGAAUUAAAUCGUUUAGGUAUUUAUAUGUAUUAUAUUCAAUUAGCUCAUAUACUUGCAUUAACAUACAAUUACACUAAUAAAAAUAAUAAAGAAUAAUAUGUUUAGAAGUACAUUAAAUUUGAUCAAUAUGGUUUGCUAUUAAGAUUACAAUUUGUCAGAUAUUAAAAUAAAGAAUUAAUACCUGAAACAAUAUCAUAUGCAAUUGAAUAAAUCAAUACUAAUGAGGACAUGUCUUAUGUGCUUUAAUUAUUGAGAACCUUAAGAAAAUUCCCCAAUCUAUAAGUUAAAUAAUAAUUAAAGCCAAAAUUCAUGGAGACUCCAGAUAUUUUAAGUGCGUUAUCAAGAUUAUAAUGAU